Trematomus bernacchii (emerald rockcod) is the source of this 2244-nucleotide messenger RNA. RefSeq names its product proteoglycan 4-like. The transcript has 4 exons. NCBI's taxonomy places the organism in Eukaryota, Metazoa, Chordata, Actinopteri, Perciformes, Nototheniidae. The coding region runs from base 1 to 1173 and encodes 390 amino acids. Gene Ontology annotation, biological process: regulation of apoptotic process. The record is from RefSeq and is a predicted model, not a curated record.
AUGGCAGCCUACGACAUUUUGAGAAGUAAUAAGACAUCCAUUGUGGCCACUUUGUGUGCAGACCACACGCUAAUCCUCAACAAAGUUGAUGAGAACAAGUUGAUAACUGCACGCGAGUACAAAAAACUAAGAAGCAUCGACAAACUAGAUGCAGAGGACCGCGUUGUGGCGUUGGUGGAUACGAUCAUGGACAAAGGAGAGGACAGAUGCCAAGCCUUCCUGAACCUCCUGCAAACUGAUAAGGACAUCCAUGAGACUUACCCUGAGCUGAAGAACAUACUGGAGAAGGGAAACCACCCGGUUCAGGCUUCUUCAGUUGAAAACAUCGAUCAGCCAGAAAGCGGAGAGGAGCACCGACAGCCCCCAAAGCACCGACAGCUCCCAAAAGCACCGACAGCCCCCAAAGCACCGACAGCCCCCAAAGCACCGACAGCCCCAAAAAGCACCGACAGCUCCCAUAGCACCGACAGCCCCCAAAGCACCGACAGCCCCCAAAGCACCGACAGCUCCAAUAGCACCGACAGCCCCCAAAGCACCGACAGCCCCCAAAGCACCGACAGCUCCCAUAGCACCGACAGCCCCCAAAGCACCGACAGCUCCCAUAGCACCGACAGCCCCCAAAGCACCGACAGCUCCCAAAAGCACCGACAGCCCCCAAAGCACCGACAGCCCCCAAAGCACCGACAGCCCCAAAAAGCACCGACAGCUCCCAUAGCACCGACAGCCCCCAAAGCACCGACAGCUCCCAUAGCACCGACAGCUCCCAUAGCACCGACAGCUCCCAUAGCACCGACAGCCCCCAAAGCACCGACAGCCCCCAAAGCACCGACAGCCCCCAAAGCACCGACAGCUCCCAUAGGACCGACAGCCCCCAAAGCACCGACAGCUCCCAUAGCACCGACAGCUCCCAUAGCACCGACAGCCCCCAAAGCACCGACAGCUCCCAAAGCACCCAAAGCCCCCAAAGCCCCCAAAGCACCCAAAGCCACUAAAGCACCGACAGCCCCCAAAGCACCGACAGCCACCAAAGCACCCAAAGCCUCCAAAGCCCCCAAAGCACCCAAAGCCACUAAAGCACCCAAAGCCCCCAAAGGACCCAAAGCCACCAGCAGGUCUGCAAAGUCUCCUGGACCGGCUAGUGCUCGCAAGGUGAUGAAGAAGAAGAAGAAGUAGAUGAGCAGGAUGAAGGUUUGAGGACUGGUUCCCAGUGAUGAUCCCCCCUUCAGGAGAGCUGUACGUGUGUUCCAAGAUGGCAGCACGUUGAUUUGUCUCUGUCUCUGUUAGUGUUUGUCUCAUUCUCGUUUUUUUGGCAUUGACUACCUCUUGUGCAUACUGACAUUUUAUCAUUUUUAUUUAGCUUUUUAGACCCGUUUUUCUUAAUUGGUCUGCUGCACUUUUAAAAGUUUUUGUGCCGGUGCCUCGCUGUGACUGGAUUGUUUGCUCUCUGCCUGAGCUGUGGCUCUUUCGGACUCUGAAUGGCUGUCUGUCCUGCCGUGCUGUCGGGGGCUGAUCCACCUGAGCUGCUGUUCCUGAAUUGGGUGUGUUGCAGCACAAUGUCGCCUAAAGCUACCCUCGUGUUCGCUCUUCUUCUGGGAUUAAUUGUCAGCCCGCAUGUCGGCAAAGCUGACGGAUUGCCUCCCAGCGAUGUCUCUGUUCACUUCGGACAUUCGGAUGGUGGAACCUCUGGAGCGCUGACUCCAUCGGAUAGUGUUUACCAAAAGCUGACGUUUUAUGGCACGAAAUGCGUUCUCCCGUAUGCCCUUAUGACUCUGGACUCGCUAAUAUCGAAUGAUCGGAGCAGCCCCGCCCCUCUGAGGAGUGAUGCAUCCAGACAGAGCCCAUCAAAAAUCAUCUUCCAGGCUGUUAAUAUUGUUACUGCUAUUACUCUCUGGUAACGUUAACAUUAACCCUGGUCCUGAGUGUUUCUCUGCUUCCUUGCAGCAUUUGCCAACUCCGAAUGAGUUUAGCUGUUGGCAAGGAUUGGGUUUUCUGCAUGUUAGUGCUAGAAGCCUAGUGCCCAAAUUAGAUGUGUUCAAGACCUGGUUUUGAGUUGCUAAGCCUGAUAUUGUUGUAGUUUCUGAAACCUGGAUAAAACCGUCUGUCACUGACACUGUUAUUCAGAUUGAUGGAUAUAAUGUAUUCAGAGCUGAUCAUAAGGGCAGAGCUGGUGGUGUUGCAAUAUACACUGCUGAGAAACUACAGUGCUCUGUCCUUCACUCAAUUUCAAUUCCAAGGCAAUUUGAG